AUGGGCGAUACCUUGGAAGCUAGAAAUGGCAACUCAGGUAUGAAUAAUAAAGAAGAUAUAUUAAGCGUCAAAAAGGGUACAUGGUCUUCGCAUGAAGAUUCCAUACUCAUCAACUACAUCGCAGUUCAUGGCCAAGGCCGUUGGAAUGUUGUUGCUCGAGACUCAGGGUUGAGGCGGAAUGGCAAGAGUUGCAGAUUGAGAUGGAAAAACUACUUGCAACCAAAUGUUCGACGAGGGAAUAUUACAGUUGAGGAGCAGCUUUGCAUUAUAAAGCUCCAGUCCCUCUAUGGAAAUCGGUGGUCGAAAAUAGCUAAGUUGUUGCCCGGUCGAACUGAUAAUGAAAUCAAGAACUACUGGAGAAGUCAAGUUUUAAAGCCUGCAAAGCAGCUGAAAUACGACACAAAUAGCAUGGAGUUGAGGGAGUUCGUUCGUGACAUAUGGCUUCCAAAAUUGUCUGAAAGGAUUCAUGCCAAUAAUAAUAAUAAUAAUAAUAAU
Salvia hispanica is the source of this 495-nucleotide messenger RNA. The record is from RefSeq and is a predicted model, not a curated record. NCBI's taxonomy places the organism in Eukaryota, Viridiplantae, Streptophyta, Magnoliopsida, Lamiales, Lamiaceae.